AGAUUUAUAGGAGAAGAUUUUAGAAAAUGAUUAUCGUAAAGCUAUCAAAGAUUGAUAAAUAGCAAAAGAAUAAGGUUAUUCUAAUUCAUUCUUUUAGGUAGUUCAAUGUUAUGAAUUAGUGUAUGGUUAUGGAGUGAAUUUAGAAGAAGCCAAAAGUUAUCAUAAAAAAUUAGCUUUAAAAGGAAAUUUUGCAUAUAAUCUCAAAUACAAGUUAAAUUAGAAAAAUAAAAAUCUUAAUUAAGGAGAUGAUACAUGCAUGAUGUUAUGAAUGAUUGUAGCAACUUUGGAAAGUAGGAAAACUAUUUAUUUGCACAUUAAUACUUGAUUCAAAUAAUGAUAUAAAAUUCAUAUUUCACACAGAUUUAUUUCUACUUAAGAUAUCUCUAAGAAUGUGGUUUUAGAGUUUAAGAGGAUCAAUCAAAAGUCAUUCAUUAUUAUUUUAAAGGUUCUAAACUUAAAAGUUCAUUUUGCAUGACUGAAUUAGGUAUUUUGUUCUGGUGUUACUGAA
Molecule: messenger RNA, 508 nt
Organism: Paramecium sonneborni
Lineage: Eukaryota; Ciliophora; Oligohymenophorea; Peniculida; Parameciidae
Source: the annotation of a GenBank genome assembly